Molecule: messenger RNA, 1707 nt
Organism: Eublepharis macularius
Lineage: Eukaryota; Metazoa; Chordata; Lepidosauria; Squamata; Eublepharidae
Gene: ANKRD9
Product: ankyrin repeat domain 9
Exons: 2
Coding region: 320-1207 (295 amino acids)
Molecular function (GO): protein binding
Source: RefSeq, a predicted model, not a curated record
ACUUGCUUGCUGCCCGGGCCCGGCGAGGCGGUGCUGCGUUCCGAGGAGAGCCUGCUGCGCGCCCCGGGGAGAGCGCAGGCGGAGGCAGAGCCAGAGGCAGGCGAGGGGCGCACGGAGGGCGGCGGCGGCGGCGCUUCCAUUCAUUGCAGCGCAGAAGCGCCUCCGAGGAGCCGGCUCGGGGAGGAGCCUGCCGAGAGGGAAGCCCAGCGGCGCCCGCCAACCAAGUCCAAGGCUGCGCUGCUGGCAAGCGGAGAGCAGGCCCAUAGUCCUCGGGUCUCCAUGAAGAAGCAUUUUUGUAGCCCUCCUUGAAGCCUGAGCAAUGCCCUGGAACGUCAAAUGGCUGAACAGCUGCCACGGCCACGGCUCCCCAUCCCAGAAGCAAUGCAAGAAGUCCUCCUUUGCCUUUUACCAAGCCGUGAGGGACCAGCUGCCAGUGUGGCUCUUGGAGGACAUGAGGAUCAUGGAAGCUUUUCACUGGCAAGAGGGGGGCAAAGUCAGCUCCUACUCUCCCUCCGAAGCCCUCCUCUACGCCCUGGUGCACAACCACCAGCCUUACGCCCAACAUCUGCUCCGUAAGUUCCCCCAAAGUGCCCUGGCCAUCCCCAGCCUCCACUUCAGCUGCUGCCAUUCCUCAGCACCUCACCUGGCCAUGGCUGUCCGGUACAACCGUGUCCACAUCCUUUUAGAGAUUCUCAAGGCCAUCAGAGACUUCCCAGCCAGUGACCGGGCCGGUUAUUUGGACCGCAGGGGGUGCAGCCGAGUGGAAGGCGGCAAAACUGCCCUGCACGUGGCCUGCGAACUGGUGAGGCCUGAGUGUUUGCUUCUGUUGCUAGGCCACGGGGCUUCCCCUUGCCUGAGUGACUGCACUGGCCAGACGCCUCUGGACCUCCUGUUACAGCAGGUCUGGGAGAGCCCCACGGCAAAUUUGCGGGCCAAGCUGCUUCUCCUGGAUUCCCUCUUCCUCUUCAUGCCUCAGGGCUUCCAUUUCUCAACGAAACAACGACUGUUGGAUGACCAGCAGCAGUGGCAGACCCUUUUGGGCAAAAACAGGUUCCAGUGGCUGGCAGGCCUCGCCCCUGCUUCUCUCUUUGUUAAAUCCAUGCAAGUCUUAAUUGGGACCAUUGCGCCGGAUCAGUUCCCGGAGGCUUUGGACGCCUUGCCUUUACCUCAUUUUCUGAAGCCUUUGGACUUGAAACUGAAAAGUUAAAUGAACUUCAGAGCCCCUCCUCUCGCCGCCCCGCACAGUUCUUGCUUGUGUGAUGAAAACAGGGUUUUGUCUGUUGUGUGGAGGACUUCCUUGUCAAAACUGUAGGGGAGAGUGGGCAGCGCUUGUUUUAAUUAGAACCUUUUUAUAGAAAAAAGGAUACUUGUCCUUGUGUUUUAUUGUGAGUGUCAUGGAGACAGAGGGGAAUACCUACUCUGCAUUUUAAACAAAAAUAAGUCUUGUUCUGUAGGACGCAUAUCUUAGCUUCCUUGGGUGAGCAGAAUUGUAAACUGGCUUACAUAAACCAGAAGAUUAGGUCCCAAAGUGAAAAGUAACCAGGAUAAAGGUUCUCCUAGGUGACCUCGUUUGAUUCAGAGCUUGAUUUACAUACAAAUUAAGUAAAGCCUUAGAUAAUGGGUGGGCCUCUAUUUUGAAAAAAAUUACUGUAUUUCAGUGUUUCAUCAGCAUUCCUUUAUCCAGCCCUGAUCACGUUACAGUUUAGG